Phaedon cochleariae (mustard beetle) is the source of this 495-nucleotide messenger RNA. The record is from the annotation of a GenBank genome assembly. NCBI's taxonomy places the organism in Eukaryota, Metazoa, Arthropoda, Insecta, Coleoptera, Chrysomelidae.
AUGUCCAAGAUUUUUUCCCUAUUGGUCCUGAUAGCGAGUCUGUCGAUUGCCUUCGCCAAAAAUUCGGUAUCACGCAGGCAAGUAUCGUUCAAUCGCGGGUACCUACCCAGAUGCAAAUAUGACGAGCUCGUCAUCAAAAACAACGAGCUUUUCGCGGAGAAAAUCGGGGACGCUCACGUAGUUUUCACCGGAAAAGUCACCAGUGACGUGCUAGUCAUAAAUAACAACACAGUACAGUUCAGUGUGAUAGUGCGCCGGUAUUUCAAAAACUCUUUGGGAUUGCCGAAAAACAGGGAAGUGCGGAUUUCCAAAGCUCUGAACGAUGGUGAGGGGGUCAAGUGUAGGCAACCUGUGAGGGUGAAGUAUACGGCUAUAUUUAUAGGGAGAAAGCCCCUGAGGAGUCUGGAUGUUGAUGUAGCCCUAACCAUUUCUCCUGUUCCUGUUACACUCAAUAAUCUGGACAGGGUCAGCGCUGCCACAAAAGGUAGGAAAUGA